CUCCAAUUGAGAGGAAAGAAAUCAGAAAUGGCAGCUGCAAUUGCAUCAAGAUCUUUUCUUCGUCCAGUGUUCCGAACAGCAGCCACAACUACAAGAACCAAAAUCCCAUUUUCAGUUCGAUCCAAUUUCAUUCUUCAUCAGACCCGGACUUCUCCUCCAUCUCCUUCUCGGUUGAUUCGACGAGAAGUAAGCACUCUUCAACCGAUUCACAGCGCGGUUGCAUCGUCUUGCCUUGUUUCCAAGCUUCCUCGUGAUGCCAAUAGUUGUGCUGAAGGUAUAUCCAGUUCUUUUUUUUUCCUUACAUUUUUCUGGUUUAGGCACUUUCUUUUAUACAUCUUGGUUGCUUAGUGAACAUGACUUGAUUGGAUUAGAUAUUUUAAUCCGGAAACUUCAAGCUCCAAACUAAAUUGUUUUGACAUCUGGUUUAACUGCUCUUCAUCUCUCAUUCAAUGUAACUAGUACCUGUUGGAAAUCCUACAAGACGAUCGAGAGUUUAGAAUUAGGUAGCCGUUUUUGCUUACAUGCUUAUGUACCAGCAGUUUUCAUAGAAGGAAACCCUAUAUUUUUCCAAAACAAUGGGUCGUUUUCCAAAGCUCACUAGCUCAGCCUACUAGCAGUUUAGAAGUAACUAGGUCAGUGCGUGACUGCGUUCAAGAAUUUGUUCUUCGGAUUAAUCGUUUGGUUUAAUUAUGGUUAAACUAGAAGAUGCCUUAUUGGUUUAUUCAAUACAUUUAUUGAUAUUGUGAGGCAUUUCAUCUCUUCAUGUUGCUAAUCUGGUGAGGGAAAUGAAAGUUUUUGGUCUGCUAAGGUAACUGCUGUCGAAGGUAGACAGCUAGCAUUUCUUACAAGCAAAAAGGUAAAAGGUUGGAUAAUCUAUGUUUUUUCUGCCUAGAUGA
Messenger RNA from Hibiscus syriacus, 896 nucleotides. RefSeq lists its product as uncharacterized. NCBI's taxonomy places the organism in Eukaryota, Viridiplantae, Streptophyta, Magnoliopsida, Malvales, Malvaceae. The record is from RefSeq and is a predicted model, not a curated record. The coding region runs from base 28 to 348 and encodes 106 amino acids. The transcript is spliced from 2 exons.